CUUUACCCUCCAUACAGAUAAACAGUAGGAAUUAGAUAUAAAUGUGGUUACACAUAAAGUGAGAUAAAUAGGGAAAAAUUUGCUUUUUAUUUUGUCAUUACAAAGUCGUCGAAUAUACAUAUCACAAUACGUUUAAAUCAAUGCACUAUAGUAACACAAAGAGUGGUAACCGUUGAAAAAUCAACGAAGUCAUCACAAAUCUGGGAUAACAAAGUGAAUUUUUAACCUCACAGACAACAGUAUACUUUAUUUUCGAUGCUUUCAACAAAUGUGAUUUGUAAGACCAGUCCUGUUUGCAUAUCAGAAGAACUAAGACGAUUGGGGAGGAAACAUUUUAAUCAGGCACAUAAGAGGACUUCAUUAUUCGGUUCAGAAAACGAGCCACAAUAUUUUGAGAACCCAUUUAGAGAAAAUACCGGUUAUCCGAUUUAUAAGUGUCUUAAGACGAACAAUUGCUUCACUGACGGAAUCGCGGACAAACAAUCUGCUUCAUUUAGUCAGACCAGACAAGUGGAUAAUACCAGUGUAAAACAUUUCCCAAAACAAAUAAUCCGUGAAUCUGAACAUACUGAUUCCUGUGAUGUUAUUGGAAGUGAAAUUUCAGGGUUUAUGGAAGGCACUCAUGAAACGGCAUCCACAAAUGUCUUGCAAUCGAGAGAAGAGGACAAUGAAUACACAAAUUCUCAGGAAACUAAAAAUUUAGAUGAAAAUUCUCAAAGUCAUGCCGACGAAAAAACAGAGAACGACAAGGUAGAUUACCUGAUUCAAGCCGCCGAGGAAAGGGCCAAAAGAAGAGAACUUGAUAAGCAAAACAGUAGUGAAAACCAUCUGUUGUUUGAUGCGUUGCAGAAACCCAAAAGAAAUUCAGAAUAUCAAAGAGGACUAUUAAACGCGCCGUGGUAUACUAAUCCAGAAGAAGGAAUAAGUUCUGAAGAUGUGCAAAGAUAUUACUCAAAGUCUGUGAAACCAGUAUUAAACUCCUUACAGAAAAUUUCAAAAUCUAAAAGUACAACACAACAAGACUUCCCAAAGUACUCCUUACAAGAGCUAAAGGAAUGCAGGCAAAAAAAUUAUAAUGGAAAUAGAGAGUCAUUGGACUGGCCUUUCAGUGAGACAAAUGGUAGCAUUAAAAAAGAUGAACUGGAAGGAUCAUACUACCAUAGGUCCUCAGCAGUAAUUGGACAAGGUUUUCUGGAGAAAUUCGGUCCAAAAUCACCAUCUCUAAACAAAAAACUGACGAAUGAUUCACCAGUAGCAGCGUCUAUGCUACGAAAUAGCCCAUAUGCGUUUCAUGGAUAAAUGGACUAAAUGCUAAAACCAAUUUUAAAAUGUUCACAAAUAUUUUAAACUUUUUAUUAGCUUGCUUCUAUUAUGAAUGGUCGGUUCUUAAAACUCUUUCUAUCAUGUCAUAAUACAACCAAAAUCAUUAAUUUAUCUUAUUUAUUUCAUGCAAAAGUUAAUUCCAAUUUUUGUAAUAUUUUAACAUUAUCAUAGUACAUUAUUUCGUGACCGGUUUUAAAAUAAAUAAACUCAUUUAUCAGUAACAUAAGAAAGGAAAAUUGUAGAACCUUUCUAUCAUUAAUCAUUAUUAUUGUUAUUAUGACGAUCAUUGAAUAUUCACCAUUAAAAAUAACCUAUGAUUGAGAUUUUUCCUUUUUCCUGCUAAUACUUUACCUUAAAGCUAAAUUCUAACUUUAAAAAAAGUGAUAUAUUUU
Messenger RNA from Schistosoma margrebowiei, 1715 nucleotides. Lineage: Eukaryota; Metazoa; Platyhelminthes; Trematoda; Strigeidida; Schistosomatidae. The record is from the annotation of a GenBank genome assembly.